This is a messenger RNA of Saccostrea echinata, 4291 nucleotides long. RefSeq lists its product as uncharacterized. The transcript has a single exon. Lineage: Eukaryota; Metazoa; Mollusca; Bivalvia; Ostreida; Ostreidae. Bases 4 to 3981 code for a protein of 1325 amino acids. The record is from RefSeq and is a predicted model, not a curated record.
ACAAUGAGUGGCCAAACUGACAAUUUUAUAGGGGACCAGCCUGUUACGAGUCCCAGUGUCUCAGAUGAAAUCCUUUAUGAACUUGGAUAUUCCAUCAGUCCAUCACAAGAGGAAAAUGAGGGGGCUGAUGAAGUGGCACCAAAGACUGUUGGGCAAUCAGAAUUGAAUACAGAUUUGACCAGCAAUAGCCAUAGUUUCAAUUUAGUUCCAGAAUUGCCCAAAGAGCUCGAGAAUUCUCUUCAAAAAGUGGGGAGUGUUUUGACUGAAGAAGAAAAGAGAUUUGAAGAAACUGACUUCCAAAUUGGUAUAGAUUCUUCAGUUGUAACAUAUCCUGGUCAUAAACUCAAGGACAAAAAAUACCUGCAGAAAAUUAAAAAGAGGAAAAGAAGAAAGAAGCGCACAACUUGUUCACCAACCAAGCUUGAGGCCAUCUGCAGGGAGAUGUCUGGACUAGUUGUGUCUGAAGAUGAUACAUCAACCACUGAAACUUCCCCAGAGUCACUGAAUUCAGAGGAAGGGGGGUUACAACAAGAUAUAACAAACAACAGAAAUACGGAAGAUCAAAAUGAUGAAAGUGAAUUGAUGCAGCAAAGCAGCUCAGAGGGGAUGCAGGAAGGCCAUGACAGCAACACUAAUUUGGAGAAUCAUUGUAAUGAUUAUAGUGAGCAUAAUGAAGAUGGAGAACUCACUGCUGUUUCAUCAAAGGAAAAACAGUUUGUAGAUGUCAGAGAGCUUAGUCCAAAUGAAGAAACAAGAGAAAUUCAACCUAGUCCAACAGGUAUCCCCCAGAAGUGUUCAAAAUCAGACAAGGAAGAUGACGUUACAAAUUUUGCUGACAUAACUGAAAUGACAAGUACAGAUGUCAAUGGCUUCAUUUUCAAGUCCCUUAGUAAUGAGGACACCGAAUUUGAAAGCACAGGAAAAGAAAGUAAUGACAGCUCUGUUAAAGAACCGGUCAAUUCUCAGCUCUCUUCUGAUUUAUCUGGAAAUACCAAUGUUUGCCAGGAGUUUUCUUAUGAAGAUUUAUUUGGAAAUAUUAAGAAGUGUUCCAUAAAAGUGAGAAGGCUAAGUGAGGAAUCCAUUGCUUUAUACACAGGAGGGUCUCCGAAGAAACAAACAUCUGUAUGCGGAACAUCUGAAGUGUCUUAUGCCUCGUGCAGUAAACAACCCUUGUUUCUUGAACCACCUGUUCAGAGUGAACCCUUGUUUCAUGAACCAUCUGCUCAAAGUGCACAAAGUGAAAAUGGUAAAGAGACAGUAGUGGGAAAUGAAACAGAAGUCACAGAAACUUCAUCGGGUAAUCCAAAAGAAAAUAUCAUUAACUUAAAGCCAUUAUUAGUGAGAGUGCGUCGUUUGAGUGGUGAGUCCAUCGCAAGCUACACAGGUAGUGCGAUGUCUCCACAGAAGGGGAAAAAUAAAGACAAUGAAUUCAAAGUCCCAGAAAGUCCUUCCAAAUUGAAAUCCAAUGAAAGAAGAAGAUCAGAGAGGUUUACAAAAACUGAAAAUCUAUCACCAGAACGUAAAGCAAAAAAGCAGAUGCCAAGUCCAAGUAAAAGUGUUAAUUUGAAGGCCAAGGUAAAAGCAAGCAAUUCAGCUACCAAUCAAUCUCAGAAACCAGAAAGUUCAAGGUCAUUUAGAGGUGAAAAACUGGAGGAACAGAGGGAUAACAUAACUAGAAGUAAGAGGGGUAGAAGAAGUAGGCCUGGGUUGUUUGAAAGUAUCAGUGAAAUCAACUUCAAACAUCAUCUAAAAUCACAUACUGUAAUGAAGAAGUUGGAAGAGAGGAGGAAUGAAAAUUUAGGACAUUCUAAAAAUUCACGUCUGUUAGAAAACUUAAGUGACAUUUCUUGCAAAAACUUCCUUGAACAGAUUAAGAAGUGUUCAGUGAGUCUUGAAAAAAUUGUUGUAGAUUCAUCCUUGACAAAGAUAAGAGAAAAGCCAAGGUCAGCUGAUGACAAAAAAAGUUCAGACUUUGACAACUUUAAAGUACCCAUGGAGCCCAAAUUAUACCUAGAACAAAAAAGAUCUGGUAGGAGGACUAACACAUCCACAAUUAGUUUGUCUCCAGGAUCAAGUUCAGAAAAGGGUUCAAGUCCCAGAGCUGUUCAUAAACCAAAUAGAAAGCCUAUAUCUUUGCAACGAGAAGCAGCCAGUGAAAUAAACUAUGGAACUAGGACAUCUAGGUCACAGUCAUGGCAAGAACAGUUCAUUAAAUCAUUAGCAAACAAAUCACCUUGUAAAUCACCAAAUGAAUUCGAAAUAGAAAACUUCAACAAUGAUGGAUCACUGAAGAGAACCUCUCCUCGAGUGAGAAAAUUGAGUGGAGUUUCAGCUGUAAAUACCGAGAUGAAAGACACUCAGAAUAAAACCAAAAAGUCCAAAAAAAGUGAAAGAAGUCAACAAGAAAGUAUGAAAGCAAGUCAGUCAUCCCCCAUAAAACUAUGUAGUGUGAAUAUUCCAAGAUUAAGUAGUAGUGAGAUUGCAAGAUACAUGAACAAGAAUGUUGGCAUUUUUGAUGACAUAGUCAAAGAGCUGAAAAAAAGAACUGAAAAAUCAAUUACAGAGGAAGUAGUGAAGGAAAAUGCUGCAAAGAACAGUUCUUCAGAGUUUCUAGUUCCAACUUUACCUGUCCGAAAAAGGAGGGGAAGUGGAGAUACCAUCUCCAGUUUGUCUAAAUGGAGCACUAGGAGGCAGCCAUUGAAGACCCCCAAACCAAACACAAGAAAAGCACCAAAAAAGAAAUGGAUAGAUAUGGAAAGUGUUGAUAGUGAGUCGUCGGUGAGACCGUGUAGUGUAAAACUUAUGAGACUUGAUCCAGAUUCUGUAUCAAACUGUCCCCAUGAUUUGAAUCAAACUGGUGACAGUAUGCCAAAUCAAAUUGUUAAUCCAGCUCUCAAUGUGUCAAAUGUUGACCAAGUGGUAGAUGAUGAACUGUACUGUUUGAGAAGAUUUUUACAGGUACCAAUAGUGCCUGAACCUGAACUUGAUGUAACAGCAGUGUCUGAAAAUAUAUCUGCUGGAAAACAGGAAAAUCCGAAAUUGAAGUCAUGUUCAGUUGUGCUAAAAAGGAUAACCAAGAAACAGAACUUAAAAUCUGUGAAUAUCAAGAAAGUGAUUGCCAAGCAACUUGCAGACAAUGUAGCAUUUUCUUCUGGAAGUGAAUCAGAUCAUGAUGAAGAAGAAUCAUGCAUGGAUAUUGACAAACUUUUGUUCUCUCUAAAGGAGACCACUGCUGUAAACACUCAUUUAGAUGGACCAGCACAGGGAGACUUCCUAUCCAAUCAACCAGAAGUAGAAGCCAUUGAUAGGUCAACUAGCACACUAGAGAGCACUAAUAAUAGGAAAGAGGAUGGUAACAUUUCUGGGACAAACAACGUAGCAGAUGAGGAAAUAACUGAUAACCUGUCAUUACCUGGUAAUGGAAAUGAAGAUGGAAAAAAAGAUAAUGGAAUUGUUGACUGGAGUAGACUGAGAGCAGAGGGCAGUAGUGAAGACAUAGUAUCUACAAAUGUCAUUUCUGCUGAAGUCAUCAUGGCUGAAGACAAACCUGCUGAAAAUAUAGUCCAACCUUUAGACCAAGAAAAUGUACCCCUGACUUUAGAUGCAAUAUUUGAAGAAACUAAAAGGAAGUGUACAGAGAAAUUGGUCAACAAGGAUUUUGAAGUCAGUGUUGAAGUGCAUAAAAACCUGACAGAAACUGUCAAACUGUCAGAAAAAAGAAAACCUGAGUCGGACAUCUGGAGUGAUAGUCUUCCAGAUUUAGACUUGGAUGAUGUGAAUCUGGAGAAAGCAAAAGCAAUCCAGAUGAAAAGUUUGUCAACUGCCAGUGUGUGUUCAACCAGUAACUCUUCUUUCAAGGAGGAUGGUGGAAAGGAGAAGGAUACAAGUGCAGAUCUACACAAAGACUAUUUUAAUUUAGCAGAUAUGACAAAGAAAUGUAGUGUAAGGUUAGAGAAAAUCAGUGUGAAGCUCAAAGCAUAGACAAUAACUGCCAUUUUGUUGUUAAAAAAAUUAUCAUAGAAACAAGUUUUGUUAUGUCAUUUUUGAUUGGUUGAUUUUGUAUUUUUGUUGACUGAUUGGUAUUUCCCAAUCAAAUGCAUGAUUGGGAAUCUGUACAUAUGUUUACUUAGAUGUACCAAGCAUGAAUUACCGCUCUUUCUUUUCACUUAGCACAUCUGUGAAAAAUCAUAUUUCAGUCAUGAUCAUGAAUAUGCCAUCUGUAGAGAUGUUUUUGUGGUAAAAUAUGAAUACCAAAUAUGUUAACAUACAGUAUUAGGUGUUUGUUUAAAAU